AAUAAUUUUUCAUUUUAAAGGUUUCUAACAAGAAAAGUAAUAAUAAUUCAAUACAAAAAAAAAAAAAAAUGAAUAAAUUAGAAGAUGAUACAGACAGAAACAAUCCUAAGAAAUCCUUAAGCUUGCGUUCAAAGACAUACAAAAAUUUACUAGUUAUAAGUCUAGGAUUUCUUUUUCUUUUUACCGCAUUUCAAGCAUUACAAAAUCUUCAAAGCAGUAUACAUAAUGAUAAAAAUCUUGGAUUUGUCUCAUUAAUUGCAAUCUAUGCUUCGCUUCUAACAUCAUGCAUGUUUGUACCCCCUAUAGUGAUUGGUAAACUUGGAUGCAAGUACACUGUAGUGCUAUCGAUGUUUGGAUAUGUUUCUUAUACACUGUCUAUGUUUUAUCCAAGGUUUUGGACAGUUGUUCCUGCAUCAAUACUAUUAGGAUUUUCUGGAGCUCCAUUGUGGUCAGCAAAGUGCUCCUACUUGACUUCUUCCGGAAUCAGAUAUGGAAAAGCUAUAAAUGUUUCCGAAGAUACCGUAGUUACCAACUUUUUUGGAAUAUUUUUUCUUAUAUUUCAAAGUGGACAGAUUUGGGGAAAUCUUAUAUCUUCUUUAGUCCUGAAACCGUCAGGUGGUAAGUUUAACUCAACUGGAACCAAUAUUGGGGAGAUAUGCGGCAAAAACUUUUGUCCUCACACUUCUAUUAUUUCACAUCAAGAAACAACAAAAUCAACAGUAACAACACUCAUGAGUAUUUAUCUGGGUUUUGGUAUAUUGGCAAUAGCUUUUGUACUUAUUUUCUUGGAUAAAAUAAAAGUUGUUCGUGAAGAAAAAAAACGAGGUGUUUGCGACUUGUUUAUUGCCACACUUAAACAUUUAAAAAAUACUAAGAUGCAGUUAUUAAUACCAUUGACCAUUUUUAGUGGACUUGAACAGGGAUUUGUUUUUGGAGACUUUACCAAGGCUUUCAUAACGUGCGCAUUAGGUAUUGAAAAAGUUGGCCUUAUUAUGAUUUGUUUUGGAGCAGUGGACGCAAUUUUUUCAUUAGUUCUCAGCAAAAUUGUUGAAAAAACUGGAAGACCUGUUGUUAUGAUACUUGCUGCACUAAUAAAUUUUGGUUUAUUGACAACGUUUUUAAUAUGGGAACCAACUGAAAAUACCAUAUAUAUUUACUACAUUGGUGCAGGUCUUUGGGGGUUCGCUGACGCUGUAUGGCAAACUCAAGUCAACGCAUUCUAUGGUCUUCUUUUUCCAACCAACCAAGAAGCAGCCUUUUCGAAUUACCGUCUAUGGGAGUCUCUUGGUUUUGUUGUUGCGUUUUCAUACGGCAACGUUUUCUGUACCAACGUAAAACUUUACAUUCUUAUAGCAACAAUGAUCUUGGGUGUUACUUUUUAUGGCGUCAUUGAAUGGAUUAGAAAUGGCGAAAUAAAAAAGAAAAAUGAUUAUCAUUUAAACGAGAUGAUGUCGUCAUAAAGUAAAGUAAUUUAAUACAAAGGUUUUGACGUUAACUUAAUUAAAUUAUAUAAAUAUAUAUACUAAAUAAUUAUACGAGUAUAUUAAAUCAAAAGUUUUAAUUAUAUAUGUAAUUUAUAAUAACUUAUUGUUUUUAAAUUAUUUACGAAUGUAAUAAA
Messenger RNA from Hydra vulgaris (swiftwater hydra), 1618 nucleotides. RefSeq names its product protein unc-93 homolog A. The record is from RefSeq and is a predicted model, not a curated record. NCBI's taxonomy places the organism in Eukaryota, Metazoa, Cnidaria, Hydrozoa, Anthoathecata, Hydridae.